Molecule: messenger RNA, 2189 nt
Organism: Camelus dromedarius (Arabian camel)
Lineage: Eukaryota; Metazoa; Chordata; Mammalia; Artiodactyla; Camelidae
Gene: CCDC43
Product: coiled-coil domain containing 43
Exons: 5
Coding region: 47-712 (221 amino acids)
Source: RefSeq, a predicted model, not a curated record
CACUGCGGUAGGCCGCCCUGGGGGCCGGCAGGACCCUGGCCCCAAGAUGGCGGCGCCCAGCGAAGAGGCCGCGGCUGCCGCCGGCGAAAACGAUGGAGUGGGCAGCGGCUUUGGAUCGUGGCUAGACGAACGGUUGGAGGCGCUGGGAGUGGACCGAGCCGUUUACGGCGCCUACAUCCUGGGUGUCCUGCAGGAGGAGGAGGAAGAAGAGAAGCUGGACGCGUUGCAGGGUAUCCUCUCUGCUUUCCUGGAAGAAGAUUCCCUCCUUAACAUCUGCAAGGAGAUUGUGGAACGAUGGUCAGAAACUCAGAGUGUUGUCACCAAAGUGAAAAAAGAAGAUGAGGUCCAGGCCAUUGCCACCCUCAUUGAGAAGCAGGCACAGAUUGUGGUGAAGCCCAGGAUGGUGUCAGAAGAGGAGAAGCAGAGGAAAGCUGCCCUCCUGGCCCAGUAUGCUGACGUGACAGACGAAGAGGAUGAAGCAGAUGAGAAGGAUGAUUCAGGUGCCACCACGAUGAACGUUGGUUCUGACAAAUGUAUCCUUCUCUGUGUCCAUCACCAUGUGUUUCUCCAUAGAAUCUUCUUGAGGCUCUGUUCCGAAACACCAAUGUGGAAGAUGUCCUCAAUGCCCGAAAACUGGAGCGAGACUCGCUUCGGGAUGAGUCCCAAAGGAAGAAGGAACAAGACAAGCUGCAGAGGGAGAGGGACAAACUAGCCAAGCAGGAGCGCAAGGAAAAGGAGAAGAAAAGGACACAAAGAGGGGAGCGAAAGCGAUAACCUUGGUCCACUCUAUUCUUUCUCCUCGUGAACUUGGUCAAUGGGAGAACUGGUUGUGCACAUGUGUAUUUAAGAGAAAUGAGAGAACAUUGCAAAGUGGUUUCCCAAGGCAUUUCCCCUUUUGUUUACAUGGUCAAAAGGAAAAUUACAAACACUUCUAAUUACAAAAUGUGCUGUCUCUGUGGUGUGGGUAAUCAGAUUAUUGUAGUUGGUGUCUGUACCAAAGAUCUGGAAUGGGGGCAACCUUUAUAUUUUAAUCCUGAAGUCCUGUACUCCUUUUGGCCACUUUAAAAAGUCUUCCCUCACCUUGGAUAAACAGCAGGAAUGUUCAGAAAGCUGAGUUUUUAUCGUGAAGGAGCAGAAUCAUGACCACUCCCUCCCUGAGGUGAAAUGUAGGAGUGUCAAUUGCUUCGGAAGUAGUAUUCCGAAUGUAUUGUUUUAUGGCUGAAAUAGGAAGCUAAUGAAGAACUCUGUCUGGAUCUAGAUUUUUAUGUUACAUGUCAACAAACUAGGAAAGUGAGAAGAAGUUAGUUGGUGGAUAUUCUACAUUUGAGGUUUUUUUGUUUGUUUGUUUCAGCCUAUGGUAGGAAACAGUAUCUUUUAAAUAGAGAUAGUUAAGUAUUUUUCCUUAUCUAGGCUGUGAUUUUAAGAAGGAUGUGUCAGUAUUGAAUGCAAGAAUAUCACUGUUAGCUAGAUUCAUUUCUUAUAAUCAUGAAUCCUCUUGAGUGCUACUAGAGAUUCUAGUCUUGAUCUGCCCUAAAACAUGAGUAUAAAGACCUACCUGCUAAUUACAGGUUUAGAGGAACUCUUUUAAGGAAGAAACACUGGAAAUCUCUGCUAACACAAAGAUAUUUAAGAGUGUACAUAGUAGUUGCUCAACAAAUUUAUUGAAUGAGUGAAUGGAAAAACUGGGAGAAUCAAAAGUGAGCAGGAACUCUCCAUUUCUACUUUUGUCACAUGUCACAUUCAGUUGUAAAUAGGCCUUUCUCUACUUCAGGCAGCAGACUGUCAAGCCUGAAGAAAGCAGUUUCUCUGACAAGACAGAAAGUAGAUAUUUUAUACCAGGGGUGGGCAAACUACUGCUGGCAACCAAAUUUGGCCCAGUCUGUUUUUUUCUGGUGCAAAUGUUAAUGGAUUUUACAUUUUUAAAGGGUUGUAAAAGAAAAAAAUACAUGACAGAGGCCUUAUGGACAUAUAAAGCCUAAAAUACUACCUGGCCCUUCAGAGAAAAUGUUUGCUGACCUCUGUUUUAUACCAUUAACUAUGAGAGUAACAAAAAUUUUUACCUUCGUGCAGAAGGUAAAAAGCAUGGUUAAGGAAAAGAUGUGUUACCUCUAUACACUCCUAUAACCAUGGCAUUGCAAAAAAAUUUUUAAAUAACCACCUUAAAAAUAAAAUAAACUAUUUAAAUCACU